UCAGCUCAAUUUUCCUGCCAAACCUGAUGCUGCAGCUAAAGUUAGCCGCUUUGGGCUAGUAUAUAAGACCCUGAGGGUCUAAUGCAUACAUGUCAGUCACAUCAUCUUGACGCAAGCUUCUCUUCUUGACCACCAACAACCACACAAACGAGAUGGCACCCAAGAGGGCCAAGAAGAGGGGGCAACAGCAGGGUGAAGGGGGAGGAUCCUCCAACGUGUUCUCCAUGUUUGAGCAAAGCCAGAUUCAGGAGUACAAGGAGGCUUUCACAAUCAUCGACCAGAACAGAGACGGCAUCAUCAGCAAGGAUGACUUGAGAGACGUGCUGGCCACCAUGGGCCAACUGAACGUGAAGAACGAGGAGCUAGAGGAAAUGAUAAAAGAAGCUAGCGGCCCCAUCAACUUCACCGUCUUCUUGACAAUGUUUGGCGAGAAGCUAAAGGGAGCUGAUCCUGAGGAUGUUAUCUUGAGCGCGUUCAAGGUCCUGGACCCUGAGGGUACUGGUGCCAUCAAGAAGGAAUUCCUUGAGGAGCUCCUGACGACCCAGUGUGACAGGUUCACAGCCCAGGAGAUGACCAACCUGUGGCAGGCCUUCCCCCCUGACGUGGCUGGCAACGUGGACUACAAAAACAUCUGCUAUGUCAUCACACACGGAGAGGACAAGGAGGAGUAAAUCUGCUUCUCUCAAAAUCUCCACCCACAUUAAGAAAAUGAGAAAUCUUCACCCUGUCCACCCGCGUCUCCAAAGCCGUGCCACUCAUGCUCGCACCCUGGCCCAGUGUCACCCCAACUCAUUAUGAACAGACUCCACAAGAGGACUGAAGGCUGCGGGUGUGUGUGUGCGUGCGAGUACCAACAGGGGACCAUGGGAUUAUUUUCAAUAAAAGAAAUAAUCUCAUGGGAUUGAAAUAUCUUCUUUCUCCAUCUCUUCUGUGCCGUGUCAAGGUCAACAGCGCAUGCUCCCUAACUACAAACGGUAUCAUAUAUGUAUGUGCAGUCCAAUGUAUGUAGCGGUUAAUUGAAAUGUUUCUAGUGCUGUGGUGCGUGCCAUGCACAGUUUAUUUGCAACAAAUAAGCAAUCUAACCUGGACAGUCUGUUAAUCCAACAGUGUGCUUCCUGUGCUUGCAGGGAGAGGAGUGCACAGUAAAAGAGCAGGAGUGCCGCACUAUAAUAGUUUGCCCGCUUCUGCCUCUUUAUGCCUCUCCCUCUUUCACACAUGGGUUUGAAUACAAAAGCUGUGGUGAAAUACAUGUUGUUUGUAAGCUUGUAAGUAAAGAGAUGGUGAAAGAUGAAGAGUGGGAGACAGGAAGGAAUAAAACAAAAGGAAAGGACCUUUGUUUUGUCGUUUCCUUCCUUCUCCUCACUGCUGUUUCUCUCCCAUUGUUUUGACUGCCUGUGUCUCCGCUGCAACAGCUGAAGAC
Molecule: messenger RNA, 1420 nt
Organism: Thalassophryne amazonica
Lineage: Eukaryota; Metazoa; Chordata; Actinopteri; Batrachoidiformes; Batrachoididae
Product: myosin regulatory light chain 2, skeletal muscle isoform-like
Exons: 6
Coding region: 153-671 (172 amino acids)
Biological process (GO): skeletal muscle tissue development
Cellular component (GO): cytoplasm
Molecular function (GO): calcium ion binding
Source: RefSeq, a predicted model, not a curated record